ACUUUUAGCAUUUCGGCCUCUCUCGUUGAAGGGCACUUGUUCAAUUCCGUGCACAAGGGUCGUGUGUUGAAGCUACUAUCCAACAUGGGCGGACACGACGCAGGAACCAGUCACCAGUUUACUGGUUUUGCCAAGUACUUCAAUGCAUACACAAUCACAGGCAGGAGGAAUUGUGUCUUGCUCACAUAUGCAAGCAUAGCCACCAUUGCCCUCUUCUUCAAGUUGAAGCCCAAGAAACAGGCGGCUGUCACGGCAAAGUGAUGUGUCCUGACUGUUCUGUAGUAUAGUGGUCGGAAGUUUGGCGGCAGCUGGAUGUGCUUGUAAGAAAUAAGGCCAUAUUAUUUGGCAUCAUCGUGUUAUUAACAUUAAAAACAAUGUAAAAUUU
Molecule: messenger RNA, 385 nt
Organism: Salmo salar (Atlantic salmon)
Lineage: Eukaryota; Metazoa; Chordata; Actinopteri; Salmoniformes; Salmonidae
Gene: usmg5
Product: Up-regulated during skeletal muscle growth protein 5
Cellular component (GO): proton-transporting ATP synthase complex
Source: RefSeq, marked provisional